Messenger RNA from Adineta ricciae, 423 nucleotides. NCBI's taxonomy places the organism in Eukaryota, Metazoa, Rotifera, Eurotatoria, Adinetida, Adinetidae. The record is from the annotation of a GenBank genome assembly.
AUGACAACGCGUGUAGCGUCUGGAUCUACUUUAACCCUUUCCAGCCGGGUGUAUCCAUAUGGAUACAAUUUUGCCGUAGGGGGAUAUACACUUCGACCACAUGUCUUUUCAUCUGUAUCACACAUUCGAUAUACGGCGUGUCACCAUCAUCAUCGAAUAGACCCCUCGACCUAUGGCGGCGGCACGGAGAGUGCCAUAUUGCCACAUAAAGGAAACGCAUCAAAUGCUGAUGGAAAUCAAAAUGCUGGCGGACAGCAACACGCUGGUGGAAACCAAAACGCUGGUGAAAACCAAAACGCUGGCGAAAAUCAAAACGCUGGUGAAAACCAAAAUCCACCAGUGGAUCCAAAUGCCUCUGCUUCAAUGGCAGAAUAUGGCUAUGUAUAUCUUACGCCCAACGCACCAGUAACUUCUCCGUUUUAA